CUGAUGUUGUAAAACAAAGCCAAGGAAAAUUCUAGGUUUUAGCACACCUGCCUGCCUCCCUUAGUCAUAUCUCACAAUCCGCCCUGUGUGUGAGGAAGUAACUGAAAGACAGAAAGAAGACAGAAAGCAACAAUAUGAAGAGAUAUGACCCGGGAGACUCCACUCUCAAAUUUGUCAACAGACAGGAUGAUUUAGAUCCCCUGGAUGAUGACCUUGUGUCUCUAAGGGCGGAGAUGUCCUGUGGUCACGCAGUCACCCCACAGUCCCUGACUGGAUGGUGCCGCAGCCUACUGGACCAGGGUCAGUACAAGUUCAUGUGUCCUGCACUUAAGAAUGGCACUUUGCAAAAGUGUGAUGCUGAGUGGUCUUACCAGGAGGUACGUAGACUGGCUGCGCUCACCAUCGAAGAGAUGCAGCACUUUGAGAAGACCAUGGCCGCCUUGGCUGCUGCCAUAUACUGUGAAUACAAAUCAUGCCCUGCCUGCAAAACCUUUGUAGAGAGACAGGAACUCUCCAACCUCAGUGUCCUCUGCACAGUGUGCACUGCAGACAAAGGUCAGAGGUAUGAGUUCUGCUGGCAGUGCCUGAAGCAGUGGAAAGGUCCUGCGCCACGCUCUGACCACUGUAACAACGAGGGCUGUAUCAACCAGGACCUGGAACUGCUGAAGAACUGCAAAACCACGUCUCUCCCUCAGGUGGCAGGUGUCACCGACUGCCCCUCCAUUCGCGCCUGUCCCACCUGUGGCCAACGGGUGGAACACGACAAGACUGGUUGUAAGAAUAUUCUCUGUCCAAGGUGCAAUAAAGAGUUCUGCUUUGUGUGCCUUAAGCUCACGGAGGAUUGCUUGGAGACCAGCUCAUAUUUCAUAGCCUGCUCUGCUGGUGUUGCCCCAAGGCAGACCUCUAUACCCACCUGGAAUAGAAACUAAGAGAAGAGAUAACUAUCAUACCAGUCACGGUAGAACGCAUACUGUAGAGUUACUGUAGACUGUUUAUAUUAUGUCAAACACAAUGCU
This is a messenger RNA of Salmo salar (Atlantic salmon), 1016 nucleotides long. RefSeq lists its product as uncharacterized. The record is from RefSeq and is a predicted model, not a curated record. NCBI's taxonomy places the organism in Eukaryota, Metazoa, Chordata, Actinopteri, Salmoniformes, Salmonidae.